AUGGAUAAAUUGAAUCAAAAAAUAAAAGUGGGUCGACAUCAUCUAACUUUUAAAGAAUGGAAAUAUGUUAUUGUUAUGAUUCACUCGACAUUAGUGAUUAUGCAAACAUUAUUACUACUUCUUGUUGGUGAUGAACUUUCAAAUUACAUUGUAAAUUUAGUUGUUCUUUCUUUACUUGGUACGUUUCUUUUAAUUCUAACUCAUCCUGUUGUAAAUAUUUUUUAUUCGUUUGGAGUCUUAGUUUUUAUUAUACAUGAAUAUCAGGAUAUUUGGGGACAGUGGAAAUCAUUUUCUCACAAACACAAUUUAAAUUGCAAUGCUUACACAACUGAGUGUGGUUUAAUCGUGGCAAAAUAUACAUUUUCAUUUAUUAAUGUACUGGUAAUGUUUUACUAUAUUGUACCUGUUUUUCUAGCUAUUAUAAUAUAUUCAGCUACAUUUAAUAAGAUAUCUACUUUAAAAACAAAAAUGGAAAAAAGGAUCAAUUUUCUAAGAGGAACAGAGGAAUCAUACUUAUUCAGUGAUAUGUUAAAUAUCUUGUAUAAUGAAACAAAUAUUGAACGUGAAAGGAAUAUUUUUAAAAUGAUAACUUCAAAGCGUUUUCAAAAUAUUAUGGUUGGCCAACAUAAAUCUGUAGAGAAAGAUCCAUUAUCGAUAUUAAAUUAUGAAAAUGCAAAAGGUAGACAAAUAUAUUAUGUUAAUAAUUAUUCGACUAAUAGCAACAUAGAUGAAAAAAAACAAAUAUUUUUAUACACUUCCUCUGGGAUACGUUGGAUACCUGGAACAUCUUAA
This is a messenger RNA of Strongyloides ratti, 792 nucleotides long. RefSeq lists its product as hypothetical. The record is from RefSeq and is a predicted model, not a curated record. The transcript has 2 exons. NCBI's taxonomy places the organism in Eukaryota, Metazoa, Nematoda, Chromadorea, Rhabditida, Strongyloididae. The coding region runs from base 1 to 792 and encodes 263 amino acids.